GCAAAUGGGAACUCCAGGAAACCAUUAUGUUACCAGAUGGUAUGAAAUACACAUACUUGAACCACAGAAGAAAAAUGGAUAUAUAAUGUAAAAACUUCAGACGGUUUAGACGUUUACCAUUCCAAAUUGGACAAAUAACAAGGAAAACUGGUUUAGCAAUACAGGUUUCAUGUGAAGCUGUAACAGUUAAAGGCAACAUGAAAGCAGACGACAAACUUCAGAUCCUGAAAUUCUUUCUAAUGCUUGUCAAUACCGUCUUUAUGAUUCUUGGCAUCAGCCUUUUUGCGUGUUCUGCUUGGAUUUUGUUUGACACAGACAGCUUUGUAAGUGUUCUCAGCUCUGAACAAGAAAUAAAGGUGGUGGCUGGGGGGCUCUUUUUCAUCGGACUUUUUGUGGUUGCUGUGUCUUUGCUGGGUUGUGCCGGUGCCUAUUUUGAGAGCAGAUGUUCCAUCAUAUUUUAUCUGUGCUUCUUAAUCGUCAUCAUACUGGGUCAGAUUUUCAUCACAUUAGUGCUAAUAAUACAAAAGCAGACGAUUGGGCAAUAUUUGAGGGAUAAUGUGGACGGCAUCAUUAGGCAGUAUGGAGGAAAUGAAACCCAAACGUCCUGGAAACUUCUAGAUAGUGUGCAGACUGCUGCAAAAUGCUGUGGUAGACUGACCUCAAAUGAAUGGAGGAAUAACACAGUUAUUGAAUCCCUGGAAGAGGCUGACAUCUACCCGUGCUCCUGUUUCAAUGGUACCUGCCCAAUUAUUGUGGAUGGAACACACAGCUUUGGAAAGGGUUCAGACAUUUAUAAAACGGGCUGUGAGAAGGUUCUUGUGGACUGGCUAGAGAUGAAUAUAAUCGUAAUAUUUGGGAUGGAGGCUGGCCUUCUUUUGAUCCAGAUUCUUCAGCUUAUCUUUGGCGUCCAGACCUACAAAUGCAUUGGCCGCAAAACGAAGGAACUGCAUCCUAAUAAUCUGCUGAACGACAUGGAGGAGAACCCUGCAGCCGAGCCUGAACACCAGCCUUACAGUGCAGAAAACCACCAGUUUGAAAUUCAAACCCCUAACCCUCAAAUGGACAGUGGGGACUAUCCUCACAGGACAUAUGCUGACGAGAAUAACGAUCAAUAUAACAAUCCAGUAUUUUACGAACAGGGCAACAGUCAAAUGUACAAUUCUCGCCCUCAUAAUUUGCAACACCAACAGAGCUAUAAUGGUAGUUAUGAUCAGGGGUAUGUGCAUCACCAGAACUACCAUCAGAGCUACAAUCAUGAUGAUUACUAAAGACAGAUUUCUUCACUGGCGUAAUGUGAUCAGAUUGGGAUGGGCUAAUUUGGUGUUUUAAAAAUAACGUGCUGUACAAAGAGCAAGCUGCGGUCUAUGUCUGACCAACUUAAAACCUUCUCGUAAGACCAUUGUUUUCUUUCACUAAGUUCAGGUUUGUGCCUGUUCCCAGGGGUAUCGUUUGUCAUUUUAAAGACAACCAGCAUCGGCUUCUCAAAAAACUCAUUCCAGACCUCUCAGGUCAAAAGGUUUUUAACAGAUUUCUGUAGAAGUCUGUUUUGGGUUCGAUGACAGACAUUUUACUCAUUUUUUUAAAGAUGUUAUCUUAAGCUUCCAUUUUAUUUGAAUGAAUGCCCCAUGACAAGUUUACAUGUAUUGCAUAAGU
This is a messenger RNA of Pimephales promelas (fathead minnow), 1653 nucleotides long. Its product is annotated as CD82 antigen. Lineage: Eukaryota; Metazoa; Chordata; Actinopteri; Cypriniformes; Leuciscidae. Gene Ontology annotation, cellular component: plasma membrane. The record is from RefSeq and is a predicted model, not a curated record.